Messenger RNA from Nannospalax galili (Upper Galilee mountains blind mole rat), 3386 nucleotides. RefSeq names its product mediator complex subunit 15 (gene Med15). The coding region runs from base 139 to 2496 and encodes 785 amino acids. The record is from RefSeq and is a predicted model, not a curated record. Gene Ontology annotation, molecular function: transcription coregulator activity. Gene Ontology annotation, biological process: regulation of DNA-templated transcription. NCBI's taxonomy places the organism in Eukaryota, Metazoa, Chordata, Mammalia, Rodentia, Spalacidae. The transcript is spliced from 18 exons.
UACUUCCGGCGUGGUCCGGGAGCACCGGACCGCUUGGCUUCCGCGUUCGGGCCUGGCGCUGAGGUGUAGGCGGCGGUGGCGGCGGCUGCGGCGGUGGCGGCGGCGCGGGGUGCGGGCUGCGGGAGUGGGGCUGCCGGCAUGGACGUUUCGGGGCAGGAGACCGACUGGCGUAGCACCGCCUUUCGGCAGAAGCUGGUCAGCCAGAUUGAGGAUGCCAUGAGGAAAGCUGGUGUGGCCCACAGUAAAUCUAGCAAGGAUAUGGAGAGUCAUGUGUUCCUGAAGGCCAAGACCCGGGAUGAAUACCUUUCCCUUGUGGCCCGGCUCAUUAUCCAUUUUCGAGAUAUUCAUAACAAGAAAUCUCAAGCUUCUGUCAGUGACCCCAUGAAUGCACUGCAGAGCCUUACUGGUGGACCUACCCCAGGAGCAGCCGGGAUUGGCAUGCCUCCUCGGGGCCCAGGACAGUCCCUGGGUGGAAUGGGUGGCCUUGGCGCCAUGGGGCAGCCAAUGCCCCUCUCUGGGCAGCCACCUCCUGGGACCUCUGGGAUGGCCCCUCAUGGCAUGGCUGUGGUGUCGACAGCAACUCCACAGACUCAGCUGCAGCUCCAGGCAUUGCAGCAGCAGCAGCAGCAGCAGCAACAACAACAACAGUUCCAGCAGCAGCAGGCAGCAUUGCAGCAGCAACAACAGCAGCAACAACAACAGCAGCAGCAGCAGUUCCAAGCACAGCAGAGUGCCAUGCAGCAGCAGUUUCAAGCAGUGGUACAACAACAGCAACUCCAGCAGCAGCAGCAGCAACACCUGAUUAAGUUGCAUCACCAAAACCAGCAGCAGAUACAGCAGCAACAGCAGCAGCUACAACGGAUGGCACAGUUGCAGCUGCAACAGCAGCAACAACAGGCUUUACAGACCCAGCCACCAAUACAACAGCCACCAAUGCAGCAGCCACAGCCUCCCCCUUCCCAGGCCCUGCCCCAGCAGCUGCCACAGAUGCAUCAUUCACAGCAUCACCAGCCACCGGCUCAGGCCCAGCAGCCCCCAGUUGCUCAGAACCAACCACCACAACUUCCACCACAGUCACAAAGCCAGCCUUUGGUAUCACAAGCACAAGCCCUCCCUGGACCAAUGUUGUAUGCUGCCCAGCAGCCACAGCAGCUGAAAUUUGUCCGUGCUCCGAUGGUGGUCCAGCAGCCGCAAGUGCAGCCUCAGGUUCAGCAAGUGCAGCCCCAGGUGCAGCAGCAGGCGGCAGUGCAGACAGCACAGGCUGCCCAGAUGGUAGCUCCCGGCGUCCAGAUGAUUGCUGAAGCCUUGGCCCAAGGCGGGAUGCACAUAAGAGCCCGGUUCCCACCCACCUCCACCAUGUCUGCUGGCCUGGCAAGCUCCAUCUCUUUGGGCGGACAGCCCACAGCACAGGUCAGCCAGAGCAGCCUCACCAUGCUGUCCUCACCAUCACCUGGCCAGCAGGUGCAGACCCCACAGUCAAUGCCCCCUCCUCCGCAGCCAUCCCCACAGCCUGGCUCACAGCCCAACUCCAAUGUCAGCUCCGGCCCUGUCCCAUCCCCCAGCAGCUUCCUGCCUAGCCCCUCACCGCAGCCCUCCCAGAGCCCAGUGACAGCACGUACCCCACAGAACUUCAGCGUUCCCUCCCCUGGACCUUUAAACACCCCUGUGAACCCCAGCUCCGUCAUGAGCCCGGCCAGCUCCAGUCAGGCUGAGGAGCAGCAAUACCUGGACAAGCUGAAGCAGCUGUCCAAGUACAUCGAGCCCCUUCGCCGCAUGAUCAACAAGAUUGACAAGAAUGAAGACAGAAAAAAGGACCUAAGUAAGAUGAAGAGCCUGUUGGACAUUCUCACUGACCCCUCUAAGCGGUGUCCCCUGAAGACCCUGCAGAAGUGUGAGAUUGCCCUGGAGAAACUCAAGAACGACAUGGCAGUGCCCACACCCCCACCACCCCCAGUUCUUCCAAUCAAGCAACAGGACCUGUGUCAGCCACUCUUGGAUGCUGUCCUGGCUAACAUCCGCUCACCUGUCUUCAACCAUUCCCUGUACCGCACAUUUGUGCCAGCCAUGACGGCCAUCCAUGGCCCACCCAUUGUGUCUCCCGUGGUGGGCCCCCGGAAGCGCAGGUUUGAGGAGGAUGAGCGACAGAGCAUCCCCAAUGUGCUACAAGGUGAAGUGGCCAGGCUGGACCCCAAGUUCUUAGUGAACUUGGACCCUUCUCAUUGCAGCAACAAUGGCACUGUCCACCUGAUCUGCAAGCUGGAUGACAAGGACCUCCCUAGUGUGCCACCACUGGAGCUCAGUGUGCCUGCCGACUACCCUGCCCAGAGCCCACUGUGGAUUGACCGGCAGUGGCAGUAUGAUGCCAACCCCUUUCUGCAAUCGGUGCACCGGUGCAUGACCUCCAGGCUGCUGCAACUCCCCGACAAGCACUCAGUCACAGCCCUGCUCAACACCUGGGCCCAGAGCAUCCAUCAGGCCUGCCUCUCAGCUGCCUAGCAAACUUGAACUUCAGGACUGGCUGCAGAUUCCACACCGUCUACUGGACAUUUCUAGGUGUUGGCUUCUUAGAGGGCCUGGGUUAGGUUAGCUUUCCUGCUUUUCCCUUCUGUCUUGGGGACCUGCCAGUCAUUUCCUCACAUUUGUGCAGUAUUGGCCAGGUGGCUGUGUGAGGGCCUGGGGGUGUUCCCAAGAAGUUUCUUCAUUGACUUCCUCCAGAAGUCAGGCCCUACACCCCUCAGGCCAUGCUCCCUGCAGCCUCUCUGGACUCCAUGUCCACUUGGCAGCAUGAGAACUCAGGGUCCCAUCUAAGCAUCUCUGUGUUAGAACACAUUGUACUCAUGUCUGGAGAAUGCGGAGGACAUAGGAAACCCUCACUAUCUACACAGUUCUCUAGUCACAGUGUGGGGUUUGGGCUGUGCCACCUGAGGCAUGUGGGACUUCAUAGGAAUGCUCUCACAUCCAGGGCAAAUGCUCCAGUUUGCCUCCAGUUUGGAGAAAAAGCAAGUAAGGCAGUAGCAAGUCUUCUCCCACCUGCUGGACCUUGAUCUCAUGGACCUCCUCGUCAGUGCUGUGAGGAGUAGAGCCAUUUGAGGGGGCCUAUCCCUGGCAUUCCUGCCACUCUUGGAUGAAGUGCUGUGUCACUGCUAUUGAGACAUGAGUGACCAGCCAGGCACUGUUAUUGGGACCCAGCAUCCUCAGAACACCAUAUUCUCUGUACCACCCCCAAGAGUAUGACUUUUCCUUAGAAUGCUGCCAUAUGACACCUCUGUGGGUCACUCGCCAUACUGGGCAGUGGUGAGUCACCCUCUGGUGACCAGAAGUUUCCCCUUUUUUAUACAUGCACUACUCUGUCAUGUGGUUCUUAUAAUAAAUUUAUUAUUCCUGUG